UCUCGGUCCACGUGUCGAUAAAAGCAUUCUAUCACUGUCAUCCCUCAAUACGAGAUAGCUGACUGUAACCCUCUCUCCUCUCUUACCUUUCUUCCCAACGGGGCCAACUCCUGCGGCCCCCACAAAAUGUUGUUCACUUUUUCUCACAAUUUCUUCACUCCCCAGCUUCAACCAGGAAGAGAGAUCAGGCUGAGGAAGCCAGAGAGUGCCUUGUAUGUGAGUGUGUGAAUGCGCUGAGAGAUCAUGUGCAACAAGAACAGUCCUCUGGAUAUGAAAACCAGGUCUCGGACUAAGAAAGAGAAAGCCAGAGCAACGCUUAAACCAGCACGCAAAACAAGAACCAAGACCAGGAAGCCCAAGUUCCUUAGUCUCCGCCUGGAACUUUCCUCAGAAAACUCACCAACCUCUUCCCAAAUGACGCACAGCCACAAAAACAACCAACACGAUGCAGAUGAUCACAGUAGCCAGCACCAGCUGAACCUGUUUCCUCUACACCCGGAAAACCUAGUGGACGACAAAGACAUACACGACGAGAACGUGGCCUUCCUCUUCGACACCGAACCUGGCGCCACCCUUAACAGCCUCCUUUCCGAGGCUUCGACGUCCUCCGAGGAUGACUCGCUCUUUUCCCCGCCGUCACUAACGUACGCCUACGGGGGAAAGGAUAGGGAUCAGGAGGGUGUUGAUGUCGGUGGCAAUUACUGUAACAACACGAGCUCGAAGCUGGUACGGACGGCCAUGAGGAACAAAGAGAGAGAACCGAGUGAGGAGGAGAAGUGGGUGUGUUACUCGGAGGUACUAGUGGAGAAGAAGGAGCUGGAAGAGGUGAGCAGCUGCACGGCGGACGUAUGGCCGCCUUGUGCAAUAAAACGGACGAAGAUGCAGGGGUUGCUGUCGUUGAAGCUUGAUUAUCAGGGCAUCUUAAACGCUUGGUCUGGAAAGGGCUCGCUUUUCAUUGCCGGAGAGUCCCCCCACAGACUGUGCCUGACUUGCACGAGGAUCGGUUUUUUGCCCAUGACGGUGCCAAUAUUCUAGGGGAUGGGUGGGGCAGCGUUGGUAAUAUAUGGGCGGUUCCAGAAAUGGGUUGUAGUAGUACCGAUAUUUGUGGCAUGAAAGUGGAGGAGGAAGCGGAAGGCAAAGAUGGUUGGAAGACGAGGCACAGAGAAGCAAGCGUGUUGAGAUACAAGGAGAAGAGGCAGAACAGACUCUUCUCAAAGCGUAUCCGAUACGAAGUUCGAAAGCUUAAUGCUGAGAAGCGACCCCGUAUGAAGGGUCGAUUCGUGAAGAGAAGUUGAGAAGGCAUAGACUCUUGGACUUUUUCUUUUCCUUGCAACAUAGUAGGGGGCACUAAGAUAAUGUUAGUCAGUGCCAAAACAAAUCCAAAUGAAUAAAAAAAAAAAAAAAAAAAAAAAAAGUUGUAGAGGCACAGAGAUUUUAGUUAUAUGGAGUGCCUACUUUGGAAUAA
Molecule: messenger RNA, 1465 nt
Organism: Juglans microcarpa x Juglans regia
Lineage: Eukaryota; Viridiplantae; Streptophyta; Magnoliopsida; Fagales; Juglandaceae
Exons: 3
Coding region: 244-1035 (263 amino acids)
Biological process (GO): regulation of DNA-templated transcription
Cellular component (GO): nucleus
Source: RefSeq, a predicted model, not a curated record